This is a messenger RNA of Dromiciops gliroides (monito del monte), 661 nucleotides long. RefSeq names its product histidine rich carboxyl terminus 1 (gene HRCT1). The record is from RefSeq and is a predicted model, not a curated record. The transcript has a single exon. Lineage: Eukaryota; Metazoa; Chordata; Mammalia; Microbiotheria; Microbiotheriidae. Bases 173 to 508 code for a protein of 111 amino acids.
CCAGGCAGGAAGAUAGAGCUAGCAGGCUGUAAAGAGACCAAAGAAGGAGAGAUAUGCAACUGGCUGUUUUGCUGCUGCAAGAAGCAAAUCAUCAUUUUGUCUUCAUUGGCAGAGUUAUCAGUGAUAACCAGGAUUGCAAAUUAGGAUUUUUGUAGUCUCUCCCAUUUUAAAGAUGCUCAGUCUUCUGGGUGGCAUCAACCCAUUGAUCCUGUUCACUGGAGUUGCCUUGGUGGUCCUUUUUCUGCUGCUGUUAGUUAUGUGCAUUCACCACAAUGGAGCUGGUGCCCAUGAGCCUGAUAUAGAGAGGAACUACAGGGCCGUGGGGAGAAAUCGUGUCAGGUGGGUCCAUCCUUGGCCAUUACGUGCUGGUGGUCCCCUUGGACGCCUUCACCGUAACCACCGAAACCUCCAUGGUCUCCACCCUCUCCAAGCAGGCCACCAUCACCAUCACCUUCACCAUCAUCACCAUCUUCACCGUCAUCACCAUGCUCACCGGGCUCAUCGCUGAUUUGGAUCAAGAAAGGCAUCUAUCUCCAUUCAGUUCCCAGUCUGAGGAAUCCUGCCUUCCCUGAAAAUGAGAUAUUUCUGAAGGACAGUUUUAUUUUUCUGAAUGAAUGUUAGAACCAAUGGAUUAUAACUGAUAAGAAAAGGACAUUUUGAA